AUGUCGUAUCUACGCGCAGUGUUGAGUAUCUUUGUCGGCUCCGGCUGGUUUGGGGUGGCGGUAGUGUUUGUUGUUACGUUAAUAUUAAACAUAUUGUACUACUUGGCCUUCCGUUUGGGAGACGUUUCGAAGCUGAAUUUGGCUACAAACAAGGAUUAUAUCAAAGAAGCCAUUGGAUAUCGACAGGGUGAAUUCAUAUGGAUAGGUUUAAUCGACGAAAACGAAAUUAUCAACGAACUUGCAACGAAAAUGACUGAUGAGCACAUCAAAAAUCUUCAAUGUCCAAUAAGCCAUUCUUUAAUGGUUGAUCCGGUAAUAUUAUCUUGUGGGUGCAUUUUCGACAAAAUGCAUAUCGCGAAGUGGUUGCGAAGUCAGAAAGAAUGUCCAAUGUGCCGCUGUGUGGUUGCCAGAAAUAGUGAUUAUUGGAAACCAGCCAAUAACUAUAAACAAGCGAUCGCACUGCUAACGGAACGCUAUGAGAUGAGGCUUACGAAGCAAUAAAUUUUAUCUGAUAUCUUCAUCAUUUACCGUAUACUCUUUGAAUACUUGUUAAUAAUCAGCUAGCACACAAAUCAGCGCAAUGAGAAAUAAUUCAAAAAUAGAUAAUUGUAUACACAGUGUAAAACAAAUUUUUGGAUAAUCACAUUUGCAUUAGGAUUUUCUUUAAUCACAUGAUGUUUAUCAAAUUUGGAAAGGGAUUACACCUAGUAUGUACAUAAAGGGAUUAAAUGUAGAUGAGUGCAAAUUUUUGCGCUGAUUUGUGUGCUAGAUAAUCAGUUUCACUUUCUGGAAUUUAGCUGUUUUGUUUUUUAAGAAUACUACCAUUGAUGCAAGAAUACUAUACACUUUCACUUACUAUAUUGUUAGCUAACUGUGCCACCCCGGUUAAAUUAUGAGAAACAUAGUUUAAUCCCAUAUUUCACCUUGGGAAUUAAGAUAAUAUUGUACACAUUAUUCUUGAAAUCAAUUAUUACUUUUAAUUAAUAAUUA
Messenger RNA from Oppiella nova, 990 nucleotides. Lineage: Eukaryota; Metazoa; Arthropoda; Arachnida; Sarcoptiformes; Oppiidae. The record is from the annotation of a GenBank genome assembly.